Messenger RNA from Athalia rosae (coleseed sawfly), 3611 nucleotides. RefSeq lists its product as uncharacterized. The transcript has 2 exons. Bases 1006 to 2169 code for a protein of 387 amino acids. The record is from RefSeq and is a predicted model, not a curated record. NCBI's taxonomy places the organism in Eukaryota, Metazoa, Arthropoda, Insecta, Hymenoptera, Athaliidae. Gene Ontology annotation, molecular function: protein binding.
UUCGAAUUCCAAUGCGUCGCGGAGUAGAGGGGAGGUUGAAUAUCUUCAAAAUCAACCGAUGACGAAAGAAAAUUUGAUUUUUUCACUUCCGCGAGAAAUAACGACGCAGUGUCAGCCCCGGGGCCAGGUCGAAACCGUACGGUCGAACGUGCGAUCCGUAGAACGUCUUGUAACGUAAUUUCCGAUCGCACCUGCGAGCCACGAGGUGCGUUGUCCUGAUAUUCAGGUCAAUGUUGUAACCUUGCGUACAGAAGCGGUCGUCCUUCUCGACGCGUUUCGUUCGAUAUGAAUUUAUUUCCGGAAAAAAAAAAAAAAAACUGAUUAUCCUACUGCGUCGUUCUCGAAUAUUCCGAAGAAAAUAAAACGCUCAGCUGCAGCUCUCGUGCGCAAGCCGCGCGUUCACUUCGAUUGUAAUUUUCACCUGACGUCUUAUAUCGGAUUAAUGAAAUUCCUCUGAAUUCCUUGAGAUGCGGCGCACCGCGUUUUCCCUAAUGAACGUAUUCCGCUCUUUCUCAUUGCCGUACGCUAGCGAGCGAAUUCCGUCGAAUCUUUGCCGAGAAUUUUCCUAGCCGAUUCUACCGAUGAAAAUAUGACUUUUGCCCGCUCUUGUAUUUUUUCUGUUUUUUCGCUCUCCUCCGUUUCUUCGAACGAAAAUUCCGCCGCGAGCGUGCGGGAUCCUCUUUGACCUUUGAGCUAGAAAAAAAACAUUUUUCCGCUCAAAAUAUUCCAGUGAUUCGAGUCCUUCGGAUUUUCCUUUUUAUAAUUAUAUUGCGCACGUUAACGGGAAAUUCUAUUUCCUCCGCGAUUAUUAAUAACGUAAUUUUUAAACGCUUCACUUCCGAUGCGUCUCUGCGCGCGUAUACGUACACAACGUGUAACCACAUCGGUAGUCAGACAGAUUUCCGCAAUUUGUACGUGAGACGAGAAAUUUGCGGUUUUAAUUUCCUUCCACGUUUGCAAUAAAUCGACGCGUAUCUCGGUACGGUGUUCAGUUGAUCUGAAAAAAUGGCCGGCUCAAUCGUCGCGCUUUGUAUAUCGACGGUAUUUUUGGCGGCACAAUUUUGCGCCUCAGAUUCGGCCGCGCGUUGCGGAAGAACGUGGGACAGGGAGAUCCUUUGUAAAAAUAUCGGAGAGGGCGCGGUGAAGAGAUUACCGGUUUAUUACAACGACGACGUGAGUCUGAUCGUGAAAAAUUCGUCGCUACCGAUUUUGAAAAACGAUAUUUUCAAAGGUCUGAAUCAUCUGGAAAAAUUGACCCUGACCAAUUGCGGCGUGAGAACGAUCGAGGACAACGCUCUUCGAGGAUUAAAUCUGACCCAUUUGAAAUUGGCGAGAAAUUUUCUCUCCCAUAUUCCGCCGAAGCUUUUCCACGACCUGACGGAAUUGGCCUUCUUGGAUCUCUCGAAGAAUUUUAUUUCCCACAUCGAAUUCCGAGCGACGGAAUACGGACCACCGAAACUGAGGUACCUCGACAUCUCCGGUAAUAUGUUGAGGGGUUUGACCUUCCUCGGAAAUUUUUCGGAGCUGGAAACGGUGAAUUUCGAGAACAACUCCGCUCUGCGGGAGAUCCGGGCGGACUCCCUCCUCAAUUUUCCGAAAAUAAGGGAGAUAUUUUUCCGCGGCAAUUCGUUCAACGGGAGUUACAACGAUUUCGCGAGACGAUCGUUGAAAUCCGCCGGAAUCAACACCGAUUCCGAACACCCCGUGAAUAACGUCCGCUGGAAUUACCUCCUCGACGAAGAUGAUGACGCGAGAAACGCUGAGGCGAGCUUCGAAGAAUCCAGAAGAUCGAUGAACGAUGAAAUUGGAAAGGAGUUUAAACUGUCGCCGGAGCAAAUUAAGGCGCUGGACUCGUCUCAACUCCGGGAUCUGGUGUCGAAAAUUUUGAUGCUCCGAAAUUUCACGAUCCACGAGAGAAAGAUGCUGGAAAUGGACAGGAGAAGGAUCGAGGAAGAAUCCCGAAGCGUCAAAAGUGAGGCGAACAGAGUGGAACAGAUAAAAAAACGGGUCAACGAAAUCAUUGGAAAAGCGCGAGAGGAAUCCAGAGCGGAAUACAUCGAGAAGAAUUGUCACGAUAUUCCGAACGACACGUGGUGGAACAAUUUCAAACGUUGGAAUUGCAAGAAUCUCUACAGUCUGAUCGGAAAAAUCGUUGGUCGUGAAAAAUGACGACGAUUCUCGCGGUAUCCGGAUCUGCUGGGCGUGCAGAUUUCAACGAUCGAAAUCGGGCGGCAGAAAUCCCGAGAGUUUUAUCGACGCUUUGCAAAAUCUCGAGAUUUAUCCGCGCCGAACUUCCGAAGCGAACGUGAGAGUGCGACACGUAUAUUGUAUUCGCACUUGGCGAUAUCGAGGGAAUUAAAUUUUUCAUUCCUUUUUCCUUCGUCCGUAACUACGUCGAGUGUAAGAAAAAGAAAAAAAAGACAAGACAAACAAAAGACGAAAAAAAAGACAUCGCAAGUCCUGCUUCAAAUUGCAACGGAGUUGCGGUGAAAGUUAACAAACAAAACAUUUCGUUGUACAUUUUUUUGUAUCCUCUUUGUUUUUCGGCACGAUUGACUCGAGCGCUUCGUUGUGCGCGAUGCUCUUUGUUAUUCGUUGCAACGAUUGAUGAAACAAUGCGAGCGUGUCGCAUAAUCGCGUGUGCGUGGCAAAAACGAAACUUGUCUUCGCAGACGUAAUCCGUGUAUAAUCGAAAGUUCAUUUUUUAUUCAAACUUUCGUUGAAAACCAUCUCAUCGAUAUUUCGAAUACGUUUCCGCGCACACGCGGGACUCUUUUGUUGUUUUUUUCUUUUUCGUAAACGAUCCUUUAACGGAAUGUCAAACUUGAUUUCGUUGGAAAUUUAAUACGAUCCAAUUAACAAGGAUGAAAAAUUGUUCGAUCGGUUCAUUCGAUACGACGAGACAGUUUAUAAUGGUAGAAUUUGACGGCGUGAUUAUUUCACAGUUUACGGCUAAAUUGCUAAUUAAUUAUUCGUCGACUUUGUAGAUUCGUUCCAGAUACCCAACCUUAUUGUCCGAUACCCCGAGGGUGCAUAAAAUCAUGACUGUUGUGAGUGUGUCGCAACUGAUAUUUACUGUAGGAUGCAUGAUUAUCACUCCUAGGUCAAUUGAAUUAUCGACCGUUUUUUAUAUCGUUGUAAGAUUUUUAAUUUUUGUUGCUGUUUUUUGUUCUUGUUGUUGUUCUUACUCAACAUACCGUAGUAACAAUAUUUACUUAACAAUAAUUACGGUGAAAGGUGUAUUUUUAAUGAACGUUCGUUGGUUCAGUCCAGGAACAUUGCGCAACCGUAAAAACCUUGCUCCAAAUUUGAGUAAAACGGCCUCGUUCGAUCGGGCGUGGGUACAUCAGGAGGGCGUGUACGCUUAUUCCUCAUUAUCCAUAAUCCUAUCGACGUGGGUCUUUAAAAAUUCAAAAAAAAAAAAGAAAAAAGAAAAACAAUCAAAUAUCAUGGGACAGAAAACCGUCGUUCUCUCGUAAGCCUUAGUUUUUUUUUUUUAUUUUAAUAAUAAACUAAAAAGUUACACAGUUUCAUUUAUGUACAUUCGAUCGUCCGGGGGUUGUUUUCGCAAAUCGGAGAUUUUUUUUUUCCUCCAAAAACGAAGGUCACCG